Molecule: messenger RNA, 1971 nt
Organism: Arthroderma uncinatum
Lineage: Eukaryota; Fungi; Ascomycota; Eurotiomycetes; Onygenales; Arthrodermataceae
Exons: 6
Coding region: 1-1971 (656 amino acids)
Molecular function (GO): protein binding
Source: RefSeq, a predicted model, not a curated record
AUGCCCGAAACUACUGGCUGUGUGAUUUGCGGCUACGAAAUCGAGGACGAUGGGAAAUGGCUAGGAGAGUUUCGUACUCUUUACUCCAGCGCCGAAGGUGCCUUCAUCACCGGGGUUGGCCUCUAUCCUAAGCAUAGAUGGAAUGCACCCUUGGAUUAUGAUAAGCGUUGGGAUGAUCCAGACUAUUCGCGCUCUGAUGCGACCUCGGUUAAAAGACGCUCCAAUAAGUUCCUCGAUGACGAAGUUCCGCCGGAGCGACUUUUCAGCAUCUGUCGAUCCUUACCGUUUCCCAUGCGCGCAGAGAGUGCUUGUUGGGGACACGACUACGGGGGACUAACGUUUCUUGAUACCAAGACCCGCUACCCAUGGGAAGACAUAACUUUAAGCGGGUACGAUGUCUCCAAAAAAUAUGCUAAGAAGGACCCAUACAAUGUGGCAGAGAUAUCUGGUUUGCUUUUGCUCUCCUCUGAGCCCUCCCGAACGUCGUCAACCACGGAAACUAUGCCAAUGGCAGAACGAACGGACUGUUUUUCGAAAUUUCCAUGGGAAAUUACUGAGGUUAUAUGCAUCAACUUACGAGUGCAGGAUAUAUUGAGCCUAGUCCAAGCUUCAAGUGCAUUCCGUCCUAUCCUAACCAGCCAGAUAUUUUGGGCAUCCAGAUUUAAGCCAGGUAACGAAUGGGAUUUUAUUUUUGAGGGACGAAACUGGCAGGAGCCCAGAGACUGGAUUAAGCUGUAUCAGCUUACAAGCCGCUCUUUAUUGCCAGACGGGCUAAAGAAUCGGAAGAGAAUAUGGGAUUUGAUUCGCCUAUUCGCCGAGUCGCUGAGUGUGCGCCUUGAUCCCUCUCAGGAAUUUUCCGUCUUGGAAUUAGGUACUCGUGAUGAAUGGCGUGAAGCAACUGCAGAUAUUCUACCAGAUAUUACUUCGCAUCGUCGUACAGCCUUUAUGAAAGGCUGCGAUCUGUUCCACAAACAGCGCGCCAUGAUACCAUCCGGACUUUUGCGAAUUGCCUUCUCAAUCACAGCCAACACCAUCACUGGAUUGCGUUUGAUAGCCGAUAACCAUGAAGAUAUCUGUCUGGGAUAUGUAAAAGAGGAAGAUCAGCUCGUUCUUGAGGUAACGGUGGUAUGUGGGUUUAUCCUCGCAAUUGGGUCCCGGGGCGUCCAUGCUAUCCGGGUUAUCGACCGUACUGGACGUACGUCAAGGUGGAUUGGCAAUCCAAAUGAUACUCCAAUAACGGAGCGCUUGACGGGCUUUCAAGCCAUCACUGCUUUGGAAGUCGGUGUCGACGGAUACAAAGUAGUCAGUAUUGCGGCAGCCGGGCCUCGACGAAAGAUUUGUGAUAGCUCGCUACGUACUGUAGGCUUGUGGUAUCCUACGGUACCUAACUGGGGGUUGCAUCUAAACGAAGAGACCUUCACAGCGAAACGUCUGUUGGGCUCUGGCUACUGGCCACUAAUUUGGAUUCAUUUUGGAGGCCCUGGAGGCAUAUAUCUCCAAUAUUUAACAGCAAUCUGUGUUACUUGGACUGGGAUGAUAUCCUGCAUUGAAUUUGAGUACGAAGCCGACGCUGAUGUACCAACAGAAGUACGCAAACUAGGCCGUCACAAGAUUACGGAAGUUUCGCGUAUUACGCGUUUUCAGAUAAACGGCCGUGCUGGGGAAUGUAUUGAUACCAUUUCGGCCAGUACUGGCGCCAGGAUUGAUGGCAAGUUGAAGAAGUCUGAAUAUAUGACUGCUUUCGAGAUCACAACCAAUUCCGGGAGGUCGGCGCUUUUCAAACCUCCAAGCUCAACGGCCGAAUUUAUAUUAGAGCCGCUACCGGUGGCGCCUGGGGCUACACCAACAGGGCUUUAUACCAGCGUGGAACUCUACCGAGGACUUAGUAACUUGGGUGCGAUAUCUGAAGUGGUUAAGCCUAAUAAGCGCAAGCGCAGGGAAGAACUAGAGAGCGACUAUAUCGAUAUGUAA